GAAAUAAGUCCUCACGUGUUGCAAUGGCUCCCACACUUGCUACUGCGCAUCGGCGGCGCUGGUGGAUGGCAUGCACAGCUGUUGUAGAGAAUCUUCUCUUCUCUGCUGUUCUUCUGGGCUGGGCAUCACUGCUCAUCAUGCUGAAAUCCGAAGGAUUUUACUCCUACCUAUGUCAUGAACCAGAGAAUUUUACCACCAGCUCUGCACAUGGCAACAGGACAGAGCAGGAAGCUGUGAUUCGGAUCAAUGGGUGGCUCAUCUGCCCGGAGCAGGAUGAAAUGCUGAACCUGGCUUUUACCGUUGGAUCCUUCUUGCUGAGUGCAAUCACUCUGCCUCUUGGGAUUGUCAUGGACAAAUAUGGCCCUCGCAAACUGCGUCUGCUUGGCAGUGCCUGCUUCGCUGUGUCCUGUGUGAUGAUUGCAUAUGGAGCUAGUAACCCAAAUUCACUGUCAGUGCUGAUCUUCAUCUCACUGUCUCUGAAUGGCUUUGGUGGAAUGUGCAUGACCUUUACCUCACUUACGCUGCCCAACAUGUUUGGUGACCUUCGUUCCACGUUCAUUGCUCUGAUGAUUGGCUCCUACGCUUCCUCAGCUGUCACUUUUCCUGGAAUCAAGGUUAUAUAUGACUUUGGUGUCUCUUUCAUCCUCAUUCUGAUUGUCUGGGCAUCCUGUGCAGGACUAGUUUUCUUCAACUGUUUCUUCAACUGGCCACUGGAGCCAUUCCCAGGACCAGAAGACAUGGACUACACAGUGAAGAUCAAGUUCAGCUGGCUGGGAUUUGACCACAAAAUUACAGGGAAACAGUUUUACAAGCAGGUGACCACAGUGGGACGUCGUCUGAGUGUGGGGAGCUCCAUGAAGAACCCCAAGGAGCUGGCAGCUCAAGAGGGAAACAAACUCUGUCUGUCAACAGUGGACCUGGAAGUGAAGUGUCAAGCAGACGAUGCAGCAUCUCCGUCCUUUAUGCACAGUGUCUUCAGCCCAAUUUUGCUACUCAGCCUCAUCACCAUGUGCGUCACUCAGCUGCGGCUCAUUUUCUACAUGGGGGCCAUGAACAACAUCCUGGGAUUCCUUGUGGAGGGAGACCUGGAGACAGUGAGUCUCUACACCUCCGUUUUUGGGGUGUUGCAGCUGCUCUGCCUGAUGACUGCCCCCAUGAUUGGCUACAUCAUGGACUGGAAGCUGAAGGAAUGUGAUGAUGGUUCAGAAGAGGCUGAUGAGAGUGAUGCUAAUCAAGAUGGUAAAAAAAAGAAAAAACGUGAUCGCCAGAUUCAGAAGAUUUCGAAUGCCACAAGAGCUUUUGUGUUCACCAACAUACUACUAGUUGGAUUUGGAAUUACCUGUCUCAUUCCUAACCUGCCUUUGCAGAUCCUUUCCUUCAUUUUGCACACAAUAGUGAGAGGAUUCAUCCACUCAGCGGUGGGAGGCCUCUAUGCAGCUGUAUACCCCUCAACGCAGUUUGGCAGCUUGACGGGACUGCAGUCCUUGGUCAGUGCCCUUUUUGCUCUUCUGCAGCAGCCCUUGUUCCUGGCAAUGAUGGGACCAUUGAAAGGAGACCCUCUUUGGGUGAACGUGGGGCUUCUUGGAGUGAGUAUGCUGGGCUUCUGCCUGCCGGUCUAUCUGAUCUGCUAUAAACGCAGGCUAGAAAGAGAGAAACAGCAGAGAAGUGAUGAUGCCAAACUCUUCCUCAAAAUCAAUGGCACUCCCAAUGAGGAAGCCUUUGUUUAAGUCAGUGCUUCAAACAGAGCCUCCUCUUCACGAGUUCCCCUGCCACUUCAAUGGGUCUACCUCUGGCCCAAGUCAUGAUCCUUCUCUCCAUGCUCUGCCAGCUUCACACAGCAUGGUCUGCUGGCUUACAGUGAAGACUGAGUAUGUUUCUGAGACACAUGCCAGGAGGAGACCUCCCUCUUCUUCUUUCCUUUUCUAAAAGCUACACAGAUCACAAAUUGAAUGAGCUGAAGCCUGCCCUAACUGGCACUGUCUUGGCUGCAGGAGAAUGACAUUUUACUCACCAUUACCAAGCUUGGCUACGGGACUGUAAUCCCUUGCUUGAAAUCCCUGUGCUGUGCACAUUGGAAAGGGGUCUUCCUGUUGUGUCUUGCAGAAGUAGAUUUUCAGUUCAUUGCUAAACACUAAUCUCUGAGGCUGAACUCAAACUUUUUCUCCAUAUAAUGUAAAGAGAUGGUUAGUGAGCAAUGGAUUCUGCCACAUGUGCCAAAACGAAGGGUCCAGCUGACUGCUCUUCCCCCUCACCACCCUCCAGCAGCCUGGAAGUCCUCUACCCCAGCCUGUAAGCUUUCUCUACGUGGUAAGAUGCCUGCUGUCUUGAACCAUUCAGUUGGAAAUUGGACCUUGUCUGAAGUGCUUUAAGAAGUGUUGCCUUUCUUCUUCUCCUCUCCCUGCAGUGACCCUGGGAGAAGAGCAGCAGCUGGUAGUGUGGAGAUAAUCUUUGAGUAGAGCUGAAAGGCUUUUUCAAAACUGAGUCCUACGGUGCAAAACAACUUUGUUUCUAGGUGCUGGUUUUGUUGAUUUGUCUUACUGUUGAAAAGAACCAACAGUGCAGAAGUGGACUUGCAUGUAGUAACUGGAUCCUGUGACCACAUGGAAGAUUGACAUGGUGAGACAAUUUGACUAAAUCUCAGCAGGACCUCACAGUAGUAGCCUCUUAACAUCCUGGGCUCAGAUAACAGCCUCCUUUGAGAGAAUCCAUCACUCUGAACUGCUGAACACCAACUUAACUGUAACUGACCAAAAAGCUGCUGGUUGGCAGUGUGAGAGGAGCCUCCUAGGGUAUCUGUGCUCUUUCUGGACAGGACAGAUGGAGAUCACUGACUAUGGUUGGGUAGACUUCAGAGAACAAUAAGUGGACUUGGGGGUACCUGAGGAGGUCACUGCUCAGACAUGGAGAGAAUACAAAGGGAAUUCUUGGCCUGCUUAUCUCUUCUAGCCAUGCCUUUCCUAGGCCUUGUCUACACUGGACUUCGUUUGUCCAUAACCUUCCUGCUAUUGCCAUCAGUGACUCAGCUCCAUGGUGGGAGCACUAGUGUAGACAGGCUGCCUGUGUUCCAUCUUGACCUGCUCUGAGCAGGGUUACACAACACUGGUUAAAUGCCAGU
Messenger RNA from Terrapene triunguis (Three-toed box turtle), 3115 nucleotides. RefSeq names its product solute carrier family 43 member 2 (gene SLC43A2). The record is from RefSeq and is a predicted model, not a curated record. Gene Ontology annotation, biological process: transmembrane transport; neutral amino acid transport. The transcript is spliced from 13 exons. NCBI's taxonomy places the organism in Eukaryota, Metazoa, Chordata, Testudines, Emydidae. Bases 24 to 1727 code for a protein of 567 amino acids. Gene Ontology annotation, molecular function: neutral L-amino acid transmembrane transporter activity; L-amino acid transmembrane transporter activity.